AUGCCGCUGGAAAUCGUAACGUCCCCUCUGCGAUCCUGGGAGACUGGCAUCGCCAUACUUAGUGGUAGGUCGGCAACAAGGCCCCUCGCAUGGCCUGAACCAGAGCUGUCGGUCGGCCGUCUGAUAGGCAAGGUUGGCAAGGUCGGCAGCGAGUCAUGCUGGGUGGCCAAAGGCCCAGCGAGAGACGCAUUCGCGACUCUGGCUCCAAAGAUCAAGGCCUAUCUUGAGAAGUCACACGAACCAGUAUCGAGCUGGGUAACAUGGUCCAUCUACAUGUUUGGCAAGUCAGAAAAGACUGCCAGUCCAGCUAUCCUGUUUUGCUGCGAAGUCGUUGCGCAUCGCAAGCAAGUGAGAAGUGCAAUUAAGGAUAGCGGCAUUCUCAACGAGUUCCCUGGUAUCAAGACGGCCCAUAUGGCUCGGCCGCCCGACUUCAAUCAGCUCGUUCAAUUGGCAGAUGAUGGCACCGAUCAACGACUUGUCCUUGCAUCCCUCGCGAGCAAUCCAUGCGGGAUGCCGUUGUUCAUUGAAUCAAGCAUGGACGACGGAACUGGUUAUAAGCAAGCUACUGUCGGUGGCAUCAUCCAGUUGUCGGAUAAAUUCUACUACACCACAGCAGGUCAUGUGUUCGAACCAGACACGGCCCCGAGCUACACAGAGGACGAGAACAGCGACGACGAAUUUGAGAUUGACGACGACGAAGAUGAGGUGGACGAAGUAGCAUCGGCGGCUUGUGAGAAAAACUGGUUGGCACAAGCCAACAAUGUCUCCAUGAGUCCGCGGUACGCAAGUUUGACUGAGGGCAGGAUGCCGCAGCCACCACUCUCGCCGAGCAUACAAGAUGUGCAAGCGACACGAGAGGAGCCACAAGGCAAGAGCCGUCGUGUUCUUGAAGAAGGACCCUCGCCGAGCACGUUCCUGCCCCUACAACCUCUGGGACACGUCUUUCUGCCCUCCCUCGACGAAUCACCUUCUGAUCUCGACUACGCCCUGAUCGAGGUGACCACGCCCAUUCACUGCACCGCGAACAAAUUCGACCCUUCAACCUUUUCUGCAAAGGGCGAAGCCACGAUUCAGCAUGUUGUCACAGACGGCCCCAAGGACGUCAAGAUUCUGGCCUCUACCUCGAGAGGAACGCUUACAGGAGUCAUGUCAGGCACUCCCCUGUACGCCCGCCUCCCUAACAGCAGUCUGUACCAAGAUGUCUAUAAUGUCCUCUUGGACUCGCGACUACAACCUGGGGACUGUGGCUCCUGGGUCAUCGACGCCGAGUCUGGGAACUUGUAUGGACAUAUUGUGGCUGGGUCCCCGGAUUCGGGUGCUGCAAUUGUAAUACCUUUUGCACGCAUAUUCGAAGACAUCGAAGCACGAGUAAAGCAUCGUCCUCGUCUGCCCCUCACCGGGGCCGCAUCCCAUAAUGAAGAACUAGACCUUGCUACGAACCUGCAGCAUACAAAGUCCAUUACAGCAUCCUCUUCUAAACCAUCGGAGCACAGCCACGAGUGGAUGUGCAACUUAAGCAGCCGAUUUGAGAAGCAGUGGCAGACCAGACUAUUGGGUGAACUGAAGCAGUCAAGGAUUACCCGGCGAGCAAUUGAACAAGCAGUUCCAUCUACUGAGGAUGAAACAACUCCGCCCUAUAGUCCGCCCACGGAUGGAAAGUCGGUUCCGCAGUAUACUGCAACUGACACUGGAAAAGCAUUACUCCUGUCACCCCAAAGCCGAGGACGAGUGCGGACACCUCUGUUUCCCCAGCCUCCGGACUUGAACGACCGGGACUCCCAAAAAUUCCGUAAGCUUAUGAUAUCCCUCUCUUUGACCCCGACGAAAUACGAGAACCCAGGAUUACUCGACGAGGCUCUGAAUAGCAUCCCGCUAGCGAGUCUCUACAGUGAAGCUGAAGAAGAGAGCAUGAUAUUACAAGCCGAAGCAGAGUCAUUUGGCGAUGGACGACGGCCCGAGUGGGGAUACAGUGACUGCCUCAUCCGGGCGAUGCUGCGAUGGUUCAAACGCUCGUUUUUCACUUGGGUAAACAAUCCAGCAUGUCCUAUAUGCUUGUCUUCAACCAUUGCAAUGGGGAUGACUGCACCAACCCCCGAAGAGUCAGCUUGCGGGGCUCAUCGUGUCGAGCUUUACAGAUGUUUGAAGGACGACUGCCAAACAUACGAACGAUUUCCUCGAUAUGCGGACGUUUGGAAGCUUCUUCAAACUAGAAGAGGGCGAGUCGGUGAGUGGGCAAACUGCUUUACGAUGUUCUGUCGGGCUUUGGGCGCCAGGGUCCGAUGGGUAUGGAGUAGCGAGGACCAUGAGUGGACCGAGGUGUACUCGGAACAUAAGAAGAGAUGGGUUCACGUUGACCCAUGCGAGGAAGCCUUUGAUCUCCCAGGUCUAUACGCCCAAGCCUGGAGGAAGAAACUUGGUUAUGCUAUAGCCUUCUCUAUUGAGGGCGCUACGGAUGUCACACGACGAUAUGUUCAGAAUGCGGAACAUGCAGCAGAGCGAAACCGCUGUCCAGAACCCGUCCUGCUGCACAUCAUGGAUGAGAUCAAGAGCCUCCGCCGCCAGAAUAUGGGUAAAGAGGAAAUAGCCCGACUGGAAGAGGAGGACAGAUGUGAGCAGCAGGAACUCAACGCCCGUGUCGUUUCGAGUAUCACCGCCGACUUGAUGGCCACGGCAUGGAAUCGUGUUGAGGAUUCUUCACGGAGAUCUAAGGCGCCGGGAGAGACGGCGAAACGCAGGAGUGGGAGAGUGGAAGAUGGACCUUUGGUUAUCCCUUGA
Messenger RNA from Fusarium coffeatum, 2775 nucleotides. RefSeq lists its product as uncharacterized. Gene Ontology annotation, cellular component: nucleus; cytosol. The record is from RefSeq and is a predicted model, not a curated record. Gene Ontology annotation, biological process: protein quality control for misfolded or incompletely synthesized proteins; glycoprotein catabolic process; protein deglycosylation. Lineage: Eukaryota; Fungi; Ascomycota; Sordariomycetes; Hypocreales; Nectriaceae. Bases 1 to 2775 code for a protein of 924 amino acids. Gene Ontology annotation, molecular function: peptide-N4-(N-acetyl-beta-glucosaminyl)asparagine amidase activity. The transcript has 2 exons.